This is a messenger RNA of Pelobates fuscus (common spadefoot toad), 1448 nucleotides long. Its product is annotated as la-related protein 6-like. Gene Ontology annotation, cellular component: nucleus. Bases 9 to 1448 code for a protein of 479 amino acids. Gene Ontology annotation, biological process: RNA processing. Gene Ontology annotation, molecular function: mRNA binding. The record is from RefSeq and is a predicted model, not a curated record. The transcript is spliced from 3 exons. Lineage: Eukaryota; Metazoa; Chordata; Amphibia; Anura; Pelobatidae.
UAGGAACGAUGUCUGCUCCAGGUUGUGAACAUCUAAGAUCAGUGCAUAGUUACCGUAGCCUUCCUGUUGAAAUGCAUCCGCACUCCUUUGAUUCUGGUCUUGUUCUCCGUGAGCAAAAUUGCAAUAUAAACCGGAGAUCACAGAAUCGAUACUUUGAUAACUUGAAUGGGAGUUUCUGUGAUGUGACUGAAACACUGGAUGAUGACUCCUAUGAAGGUGACAGUGGGAUCCCUGAUAUGACACUUGUGCAGAAGAUUGUGAGCCAGGUGGAGUUCUAUCUCUCGGAUGAGAACUUGUCUCGUGAUGCUUUUCUGCUCAAACAUGUGCAGAAGAAUAAAAUGGGUUAUGUCAGCAUAAAACUACUCACCUCCUUUAAGAAGGUGAAGAAUCUUGCACGUGAUUGGAGAAAAACAUUAUAUGCUCUGCAGUUUUCAGAAAUUCUUGAGGUUAAUGAGGAGGAGACAAAAGUGAGAAGAAAAACGCCAAUUCCAGAUACUCUUUUAGGACUACCUCCCACUAAACUACUUCUAGCUUGGAAUUUUAGCGAUUCUGAGCAAAGACCUUCUAUAUGCCACCAGACCUUCAUGGAGAUUGUCACAGCUCUAUUUGCACCAUAUGGGGUUAUAACAUCUGUUCGUAUUUUGAAACCAGGUAAAGAGGUACCUUGUUAUGUUAAAAAGUAUAUAUCCAGGUACACUGAACUGACUACCAAAAAAAGUGCUCUUGUAGAAUUUGAGAACUUGGAAGGGGCCCGUAAAGCCCUUGAGGCAUAUUGCAUGGAUCAACACUCAGUUAGUGAUUCUUUAAAAGUGAUACCAGUAAGUAGUCGUGGCAUACGCAAAAAUAGUGGGAUGGAAUCUGAUGAAAUUGAAGACUCUUAUUUGCCUAGCAAGAAGGUGGCAAAGAAGCAAAAUAGAGUCUCGGAAAGACUUCAGUAUGCCAUGGAAGACAUAACAUUUUACAGUUCAUCUGAGUCAGACAGCACACCUGCUUCUCCUGUAUCGACACCCCGUUACCUCUCCACUUCAAACCUCACAAGCCCAAAUUUAUCGCUUAAGCCACUUGCUUUCAGUAGUCCUCGAUCCAGUCCACUGCUGGUACGUAAAAACUUCUCCCAGCCUUACCAUACUAAUCCCUCUCCAUUGGCUACUGAGCUCAUGAAUGGUGGUUGUUUCAGUCCUGCUACAAGCCCAGAAAUGUGCCGCAGGAUAACCGAAUAUUCUUUGGACAGUGGUAUUGGAUCUUAUAGUCCUUGGGUGCAAAGACGCAGAGCUGCUGCCCACAACCUGCGCAUAGACAACAAGUCUUUACCCUGCAGCCCUCUAGCAGUGAAAUCUGCUGCUUCAAGUGGCCUUCCCAGUGGAGUACUUCGUCUGCCACGAGGUCCGGAUGGAAGUAAAGGCUUUCACAACAGCAUUGGCCGUGGAAAGCUAGUGUUAAGACACUAA